CAAACAAACCCUAGCAGCCCUAAUUCUCUUCCUAAGUCUCCGUCAGAGUCGCCGGAGAAUAGACCAGAGAGAGCAGGGGACGGUGGGAGUAGUUGCUAGAACUUUGCAAUUCAGAAAAAGAACAAAUACAAUUUUGGAGUCUAGCACUUCUGUCAACUUGUGCUUGUUAAUUGAACAGAGCCUUAAUAAUUCAGAUUCUCUGAAAUGGACGUAGACGAGAUUGAAGAAGAGGAGUUUGGGUUCUCGAGAAACUAUUUCCUUGCUAAAGAAUUGGGCUCUUCUUCAAGGAAAAAAUCUGCUCGGAAGCUUUCAGAAAUCGAUCUCGUUGACGAAGAGGAAUUAAGAGAGGUGGCAGCUAGUAUUGAGCCCAAACAUGAGAAAGAAGUUAAUGAGUUGAUCAGUAGCUACAAAAGUUUAUAUUCAAAAUGGCUUUUCGUGCUAAGGAGCAGCUUUGCACUUUUGAUGUAUGGCUUUGGAUCAAAGAAAGCUUUGAUUGAAGAUUUUGCCUCAAAAUCUUUAACUGAGUACUCUGUCGUUGUCGUCAAUGGGUAUCUCCAAUCUAUAAAUCUUAAACAGGUGGUGAUUACACUGGCUGAGCUCCUCUGGGAUCAAGUAAAAUUGCGACAGAAGACUACCUCAGGAAGUCUGUGUAAAAGCCAACAACCAUUUAACACCAGAUCCAUGUCUGACCUCCUUACUUUUCUAGACAGCCCAGACCUAGAAGUUGAGGGGUGUUUUGUUUGCAUUCUUGUUCACAACAUUGAUGGUCCUGGAUUACGUGAUUCUGACAGCCAACAAUGUCUUGCAAGCAUUGCUGCUUGUUCUCAUGUUCGUAUGGUUGCUUCCAUUGACCAUGUCAACGCUCCUCUUUUGUGGGACAAGAAGAUGGUUCAUACACAAUUUGACUGGUACUGGUGCCAUGUUCCUACUUUUGCUCCAUACAAGGUUGAAUCAAUGUUUUUUCCUUUCAUCCUCGCCCAUGGGGGCAGUGCACAAAGUGUGAAGACAGCUUCAAUUGUCUUACAGAGUUUGACUCCGAAUGCUCAAAAUGUUUUUAAAGUUCUUGCUGAGCAUCAAUUGGCCCAUCCUGAUGAAGAAGGUAUGCCAAUCAACAAUCUGUACAGUACGUGCCGAGAACGGUUCUUGGUGAGCAGUCAAGUUACUUUGAAUUCACAUUUGACAGAAUUUAAAGACCAUGAGUUGAUCAAAACCAAAAGAAAUUCUGAUGGUCAAGAUUGCCUUUGUAUUCCUCUUACAAAUGAAGCCCUUCAGAAACUUAUAGCAGAUAUCGUUUAAUAGAGCUUCUAAUACAAGACGAGAAAUUACUCAGCAGCAAGUUUGAAGUAGAGGCAUGUUUAAUGUAUGGCAAACUUCAUGUGUAAAAAGUGCACAUCUUUUCACUUCUUGUACGUAAAAGUUUGUGCUUUUACUCAACAUGUUAGGAUAUUCUGUUGAAUAUGGAAAACCUAUCAAGCAUCUCACAGAGAGAGCAAUAUGCUUGUUGGAAUGUGUUCAGUUUGUGGGUUUGUCAGGUCCUCAUGUAAUGUUGCUAUUUCUGUUGACCAUCUUCUUAUCUGGAGAUUCAGCUAUGUAAAAAGACCAAUCUGCUUGGAAUGUAUUCUGUUUCUCAAUGUAUUUUAGGAAGAUUACACAAUUCAACUAA
Molecule: messenger RNA, 1663 nt
Organism: Solanum stenotomum
Lineage: Eukaryota; Viridiplantae; Streptophyta; Magnoliopsida; Solanales; Solanaceae
Product: origin of replication complex subunit 2
Exons: 6
Coding region: 205-1296 (363 amino acids)
Biological process (GO): DNA replication
Cellular component (GO): nuclear origin of replication recognition complex; nucleus
Molecular function (GO): DNA replication origin binding
Source: RefSeq, a predicted model, not a curated record